UUUUGUUACACACGUCUCUAUAUCCGCAAUUCCGCCUUCGCUCCAUACAUCCUCGCCAUUCUCGCCUCCAUUCCCUCAACCACAGCCUCCAAAACCCCUCUAUCACUCUCAUCUCAACUGUCAUCUUCAACAAACCCACAUACGCAUCUCGAUUUCUAUACCAUCCACCAGAGCCUCGAAAUAACACCACUAUGACCCUCCCCGAAGUUUGCAAGCAAUUUGAACCUUAUUUCAUCUUGGACGAUGCGAAGCUCGUCGAUAUCGUCAAGCACUUCCGUAAGGAGAUGGAGGAAGGUCUUGCGAGCUAUGGAAAAGACAUGGCUAUGAUUCCUACCUUCGUUACUGGCGUUCCAGAUGGUACUGAAGAAGGCGUAUUCUUGGCUUUGGAUCUGGGAGGCACCAAUUUACGCGUCUGUUUGAUUCUUCUGCAAGGCCACAACCAAUUCAAGAUCAAACAGCAAAAGUAUAAAGUAUCAGAGGAGCUUAAAACGGGCCAGGCGCGGGUGCUCUUUGAUUACAUUGCAGAAUCUGUCGAUAACUUCCUUACCGAAGUUGAGAGUCACGAAGAUAUUGCUAUACCCGCCACCGGCGAGCCUAUGCAUCUUGGGUUUACCUUUAGUUUCCCUGUGGAACAAACUGCUAUUGACGCGGGCAAAUUACUUACAUGGACCAAGGGCUUCAACACGAAGAACGCUAUCGGCCACGAUGUCGUUCGUCUUUUACAAGACGCUUUCGACCGCAAGCACAUGCAUGUCCGAUGCAGUGCAUUGGUUAAUGACACUGUGGGCACCCUUCUUUCCCGCUCAUAUCAGAGUGGUCCUGCUCUCAUCGGUGCCAUUUUUGGCACUGGUACAAAUGGUGCCUAUAUCGACAAGACACGAACCAUCAGCAAGUUGGGCAAAGAAAAAAUUGAGGACGCCGAAGAGGGCGGCGAGCAUGCUGGAGAAUUUAUGGUCGUCAACAUGGAAUGGGGAGCGUUUGACAACAAGAGGCAGUGCCUACCUAUCUCCAUUUUUGAUAAUAAACUGGACCGAGAAAGCAUAAACCCGCGGAAGCAAGCUUUCGAGAAACUGGUGUCCGGCAUGUACCUAGGUGAAAUCACUCGUAACAUGCUUCUCUACAUGAUUGAUUCCUCUCUCCUCUUCGGGGGUCACUCCAGUGAGAUUAUCAACACGCAUUAUGGCUUCGACACUUCUUUCGUCUCUGGUAUUGAAGGAAUCUCUUCUCCCGAGGAGGUAAAAAAGUUAAUCGUCAAGGAACUCAAGGUUGACCCAAAGCACGUUACGGAUAAGUGUCCCGAGAUUGUUCAGUGGGCGGUACGAUUGGUUUCCGACCGAGCUUGCAAGCUUGCCGCCUGCGCUAUUGCAGCUGUUGUCCUUCAUACAGGCAAUGACAAGGCUCCAGAGGGUGAGGAAGACAAGGGUGUGGAUGUUGGUGUGGAUGGCAGUGUUGCCGAGUUCUUACCCAUGUUUAGUGAGAGGGUGAUGGCCGCAUUGAAGGCUAUCCUCGGUGAGAAGAGUGCGGCAAGGGUGAAGUUGGGACUGGCCAAGGAUGGGAGUGGUGUCGGUGCGGCUCUCACUGCACUCCAGGCCAAGAAGGCAUUAGAUCGGCGAUCAGACAGGUCAAUCAAGUUCGUCCCUGGCGAACGUGGACCUUAAAAUAAGACACCUAGCAAUUUUUUGUACCGUACCUUACUUUAUCUACCUGUUUCGCUCGCGCAUGUGUGAAUAUGUGUCGUUUCGGCCUUUAUUUUGGCGUUGUGAGAAGUAGCAAACCAAAGAUGGAGAUCAUCUGUCAUCUUGAGCCUGGAAUACCGCUGAUGCCAUAUUUUCUGAUGCAUUAGCUUGUCAAACAUU
Cryptococcus deneoformans JEC21 is the source of this 1856-nucleotide messenger RNA. Its product is annotated as hexokinase, putative. Gene Ontology annotation, biological process: intracellular glucose homeostasis; glycolytic process; glucose 6-phosphate metabolic process. Gene Ontology annotation, cellular component: mitochondrion; cytosol. Bases 192 to 1658 code for a protein of 488 amino acids. Lineage: Eukaryota; Fungi; Basidiomycota; Tremellomycetes; Tremellales; Cryptococcaceae. Gene Ontology annotation, molecular function: mannokinase activity; fructokinase activity; ATP binding. The transcript has 11 exons. The record is from RefSeq and is a predicted model, not a curated record.